Messenger RNA from Capronia coronata CBS 617.96, 822 nucleotides. RefSeq lists its product as uncharacterized. Gene Ontology annotation, molecular function: RNA binding; RNA endonuclease activity; sequence-specific DNA binding. Bases 1 to 822 code for a protein of 273 amino acids. NCBI's taxonomy places the organism in Eukaryota, Fungi, Ascomycota, Eurotiomycetes, Chaetothyriales, Herpotrichiellaceae. Gene Ontology annotation, cellular component: cytoplasm; nucleus. The transcript is spliced from 3 exons. The record is from RefSeq and is a predicted model, not a curated record.
AUGGCAGGGACCAAAAGAUCGCAUGACGGAAUGGAGGUCAAUCGUCCUUCUUCCAAAUCAGAACCCACAUCUGAGCAAACCUCUCCCUUCAUCCCCGUUUUUGAGUUCUUUCGCUCAGAGCUGGACGAGCAUCACGAUCGAAGAGAACGGAUUAUCAAAGUAUCACGGGAUGUCACUGCUCAGAGUAAGAAGAUAAUAUUCGCUCUUCAAAGAGUACGGGAGCUGGGCCGACCAAUUCAAGCAUCCAUCUCCAAGCAGAUUACACCGAUGCACUCCACCAUCCAAGACUUGCUGCAGACCAUUGUGCCAGACCUGCAGGGCAUCAAUGCCUACCGCUAUCGGAACAACAUAACCGGCGGCAUCCAGGAGUUCAUGGAAGCUGUGAUCUUUCAGCACUAUCUGACCACCCAGCGAGUGAUGACUUUCGAGGAGGCGGCCGCCCAGCUGCCAGAAGGGCUUACGCUCACUUACGAGGACUAUGUGCUGGGCUUGUUCGACACGACGGGCGAGCUCAUGAGGUUUGCUAUCACGUACAUGGCCACCAAUGGACGACUACCCGGCUCAGAGAUGGGGUCCAAGUCCAACAUCCUCACAGACAUGCAGUUGCUUCGGAGUGAAUUAGAAGCUCUGGAUGUCGGUGGAAGUUAUGGACUUUCGAAAGACUUUUGGCAAAAGCUUCGGACGACCAGAGCCUCGAUCGAGAAGGUGGAAAACGGGGUGUACAGCAUGAUCGUGAGAGGCAAGGAGAGACCCAAGGGAUGGAGACCAGACGUGUCUCUCACGGAUGGGCCGAGGGAGGCAGACCAAGUGGAGAGUUAUUGA